AUGACGCCCAACAUCUCUGAAGAUGAGAUAGACGAUCUCAUUUACUUCGCACGUACUGGAGAAGUCGAUGAGCUCAACUCACUGAAUGAAACCAUCUGCCAACGAGAAAGUAUCUCAUCACUAGAAUUUCUAGAUUUGGUAAAAGAUGAGAACAGUGGAAACGGCGUCCUGCAUAUGGCAGCUGCAAAUGGACACGAUAAAAUUCUUUUAGACCUCUGCAAAGCGCUUUCGAAUCCAUCCCCGCAGACUCCUGCCAUGCUCGCGAUAAUCAAUUCCCAGAACAAAGCUGGAAACACACCCUUGCAUUGGGCAGCACUGAAUGGACAUCUAGAAUCCGUGAAAGUUCUCUUAGAUAACGGGGCUGAUCCAACGAGAACAAAUCAAAGAGGACAUGAUGCUGUCUAUGAGGCUGAACUAAAUGACAAGAAAGAAGUCGUGGAAUGGGUUCUCAAGGAAGGCGGAGAGGGCCUCGAAGAAGGCGUCGUGGGAGAGACAGGCGAAGGCCGUGCCGACGAAAGCGCGGACGAGGAUAUGCAAACAGAUGAAACCGAUGGCGUCAAGGACGAAGAAUUAUUGAAAAGAAUUGGGGAGCAGUUGGGCCACUUGGGCAUCCAGGACGCCGAUCCGAAAACUUGA
Molecule: messenger RNA, 636 nt
Organism: Glarea lozoyensis ATCC 20868
Lineage: Eukaryota; Fungi; Ascomycota; Leotiomycetes; Helotiales; Helotiaceae
Product: Ankyrin repeat-containing protein
Exons: 2
Coding region: 1-636 (211 amino acids)
Molecular function (GO): protein binding
Source: RefSeq, a predicted model, not a curated record